This is a messenger RNA of Petromyzon marinus (sea lamprey), 746 nucleotides long. NCBI's taxonomy places the organism in Eukaryota, Metazoa, Chordata, Hyperoartia, Petromyzontiformes, Petromyzontidae. The record is from RefSeq and is a predicted model, not a curated record.
AUGGAGUUCUCACACUACUACUACAGCGACCCGCGGCGCUGGACGGUGCUGGCCGGCACCGUCAGGCAGAAGCCAAGCGCCACGCCGAGCGCCUACGUGGCCUCAAUCACGCGGCACCCGCAGUACGACGCCGACACCAGCGACUACGACCUCGCACUCAUGAAGCUCAGCAGCACGCUCAGCGUCGACGGCGAUUCAAUCCGCCCGGUUUGUCUCCCGGAAUAUUCCCAGUCGUUCCCUGACGGACAAACCUGCUGGAUCACGGGGUGGGGGGUAACCUCUGAGAGCAGUUCUGUCGUCCCUGAGUCGCUGCAGGAGGCCAAGGUGUCGCUCAUCUCCACGUCCGUGUGCAACAGAGCCACGGUGUACCACAACUCCGUCACGGCACGCAUGGUGUGUGCCGGAUUCCUCGCCGGGAAGAUCGACGCCUGCCAGGGUGACAGUGGGGGGCCCCUGGUGUGCUCGGAGGGGGAUGGGGGCACCACUUUCCGUCUGGUGGGGGCCACGAGCUGGGGGGAGGGCUGCGCGCGGAAGAACCAGCCCGGGGUCUACUCUCGCGUCUCCUCCAUGAUGGAGUGGGUCUACUCCACCAUGGACGCAUGAGACCCCCAGGUCUUCUCUGCUGCACCAUGCACUCGGCUCCUCGGAUCACCCCAAGUGGACCCGAAUUCUCUGGCAGGGAAGGGGGGGGAGUGAGUCCAUGCGUGAGUGAAUCUGUGAGUGAGUGAGUCCUGAGUGAGUCUGUG